Messenger RNA from Closterium sp. Yama58-4, 1578 nucleotides. The record is from the annotation of a GenBank genome assembly. Lineage: Eukaryota; Viridiplantae; Streptophyta; Zygnematophyceae; Desmidiales; Closteriaceae.
AUGCUACCCCGCUCACUGCCAGUGCACCCCCCUCCUUCCCCCCCCCACCUCUCCCGCUACAUCCUUCCCUUCCCUCUCCUCUCCCACACCUUCUCCUUCCUCUCCUCCUCCCUCCUCUCCCUCAACCUCCUCUCCUCGCCCCUCCUCUCCUCCACACUCCACUCCCAAACCCUCCUCCCCUCCAGCCUUUGCUGCUCCCUCCUCUGCUGCUCCCUCCUCUACUGCUCCCUCCUCUGCUGCUCCCUCCUCUGCUGCUCCCUGCUCUGCUGCUCCCUGCUCUGCUGCUCCCUCCUCUGCUGCUCCCUCCUCGUGCCGUCUGCUCAUGCCAAUGGGCUCCUCUCUCCUCUCUCUCUCUUCCCCCCCCUCUCCUCUUCUCUCUUCCUCCCGCUCUCCUCUUCUCUCUUCCUCCUCCUCUCCCCCUCUUCUCUCUUCCUCCUCCUCUCCCCCUCUUCUCUCUUCCUCAUGCUCCCCUCUUCUCUCGUCCUCCAACUUUCCUCCGCCACUCAUUUCCCCAUCAACCCGCUCUCUCCUUUGAGAAUUCUCAAAACCCAUCCGCUCUCCGCUCUCCCCCUCUCCAUUUUCCCUUUCACCGCUCUCCCUUUCGCUGCUCUCCCUUGCACUGCCCUCUUCCCGGCUGCUCUCCUCUGCCUCUGCCAGCCUCACUGCUUCACUUGCAUAGCAUCUGCCCAUCUCACCCAUGCUAUGCGCGCUGCCCUCUCCACCUCCACUCCCUCUUCCAUCCCCUCCCUUCUCCCUCGCUCUGUCCUCAUCAUUCUCCAUCCUUCCCUCCUCUCUCACACCUCUUUCAUCCCCCUCAUCUCGCUCACCUCUUUCAUUUCCCCCCUCGUUCUCAAGCCCAUCACCUCUCACAUCGUCCUCGAAUCUUCUCUCACCUCCACCCUCUUCCCUCAUACCAUCAUCCGUCCCCUCGCCACUCCUCACCCCCUCCCCAGUCCUCCCAUGCUCCACACCUUGCUGCUUCCACACUCGUCACAGGCACACUCGUUACAGGCACACUCGUCACAGGCACACUUAUCUCCCACGCCCUCCCGUACUCAACCUCCCCAUCUCCCUCCUCCCCAUCUCCCUCCUCCCCAUCUCCCUCCUCCCCAUCUCCCUCCUCCCCAUCUCCCUCCUCCCCAUCUCCCUCCUCCCCAUCUCCCUCCUCCCCAUCUCCCUCCUCCCCAUCUCCCUCCUCCCCAUCUCCCUCCUCCCCAUCUCCCUCCUCCCCAUCUCCCUCCUCCCCAUCUCCCUCCUCCCCAUCUCCCUCCUCCCCAUCUCCCUCCUCCCCAUCUCCCUCCUCCCCAUCUCCCUCCUCCCCAUCUCCCUCCUCCCCAUCUCCCUUCUCCCCAUCUCCCUCCAUGCCCUUCUCUCCCCCAAGCACAUCCUCCACUGCAGCAAAGCUCUUCGCCUUGCCACCAGCUCCAAGUGACUUUUGACCGUUUCAUCUGCUUCAAAGCUGAUUUCCUCCUCUACCGUCUUGCUGCGCGUGUGCCCUCUCCCAACACGCCUCAUAGCCGCAAGACCCUUCCCUCCCAGCCCCAUUCCAGGCAGCUUCCUAUCCGCAAGGAUGCUUAA